This is a messenger RNA of Brassica napus (rape), 1378 nucleotides long. Its product is annotated as GDP-L-fucose synthase 1. Gene Ontology annotation, molecular function: GDP-L-fucose synthase activity. Lineage: Eukaryota; Viridiplantae; Streptophyta; Magnoliopsida; Brassicales; Brassicaceae. The record is from RefSeq and is a predicted model, not a curated record. Gene Ontology annotation, biological process: nucleotide-sugar biosynthetic process. The coding region runs from base 196 to 1164 and encodes 322 amino acids. The transcript has 2 exons.
UGAUUAGGAUCCGUCCAUACUGAAACGAAACGCCUCAUACUACGUUACCUUGGUAGAGAAAGUCAACUGCUUCAGAUCUCCAGAAAUUCAAUUUCCUAAAAUAUAAUAAAAACUUAACUGCUGACCAAACUCGUCUCACGAUCUCUCAGAUUUUUCCACAACCUUUCGUCUCUUUGAACUUUUCACGACUCGAAAAUGGCGGAAACGAUCGGCUCAGAGAUGUCUGACAAAUCCGCCAAAAUCUUCGUCGCUGGCCACCGCGGCCUAGUCGGAUCCGCCAUCGUCCGCAAGCUCCAUCAACUAGGCUACACAAACCUCCUCCUCCGAACGCACGCCGAGCUCGAUCUCACCCGCCAAGCCGACGUCGAAUCCUUCUUCGCACAAGAGAAGCCAGUCCACGUCAUCCUCGCCGCAGCCAAGGUCGGCGGGAUCCACGCCAACAACACCUACCCCGCAGACUUCAUCGCCGUCAAUCUCCAGAUCCAAACCAACGUGAUCCACUCCGCUUACCUCCACGGCGUCAAGAAGCUCCUCUUCCUCGGAUCCUCCUGCAUCUACCCCAAGUUCGCUCCCCAGCCCAUCCCCGAAUCGGCUCUCUUAACCGGCCCGCUCGAACCGACCAACGAGUGGUACGCGAUCGCGAAGAUCGCGGGGAUCAAGACCUGCCAGGCGUAUAGGAUACAAUACAAAUGGGACGCGAUCUCGGGGAUGCCGACGAAUCUGUACGGACCUAACGAUAAUUUUCACCCUCAGAACUCGCACGUGUUGCCUGCGCUUAUGAGGAGGUUUCACGAGGCGAAAGUGAGUGGAGCUGAGGAGGUUGUGGUGUGGGGGAGUGGGAGUCCGUUGAGGGAGUUUUUGCACGUGGAUGAUUUGGCUGACGCGUGUGUGUUCUUGUUGGAGAGGUACAGUGGGUUGGAGCAUGUGAAUAUAGGGAGUGGGCAAGAGGUGACGAUUAAGGAGUUGGCUGAGUUGGUUAAAGAGGUUGUUGGGUUUGAAGGGAAGCUUGGGUGGGAUAGUACGAAGCCUGAUGGGACGCCGAGGAAGCUGAUGGAUAGCUCGAAGCUUGCGGCUUUGGGGUGGACGCCGAAGGUUUCUUUGAGAGAUGGGCUUCGCCAGACUUAUGAGUGGUAUUUGGAGAAUGUUUGUGCAGCCAGUAAGUGAUGUACAUGACUCACAGGUCAAUCGGCUUUGUCACUACAAGGUGAUUUAUCUAUCUUUGAGGUUUAAGAGUUGCUUCUUUUUUUUUUUUAAUCUACAUUGGGUUGUUUUCUUGUACCUGAGGAAUUACAUUAUACUCAUGUUUGAUGCAACAUAACUCCAUGAACAAGAUAUGCUGUAUUAUUUUGUUUUCUUUUAUAAAAGUAUUUGGAAAGCA